AUGGAUAACAUAAUCGAAAUUCAGUUUGACUACCUUUAUUAUUCUAAGCGAAGGGUUACCCCGUUAUUUAUUAGUACGGAUGAGUUAUUGUCUUACAGUUACGAUGGAUUUUGCUCUCGAAUGUUACAAGAAGUUCCUCAUAUUGCGAAGAUGCUGCUGCCAGCCGAAUCGUUGCGAAUGAUUUUGGCGGAAGAUAAUCGACCAGAAAUUGACUUGUCUCACAAGUACUUUCAGUCCCAGAUAGCACGACUGGUAAAUAAAGGACUAAAAACAAUCGUCAUUCGUAUUGCCGAAAAUGAGUCACCGCUACCUGCACAGCCAACACAGUCAUCGAACAGUACGUGUAAAAGCCAACAUUUGACAGGACAAUCUCGAAGCAGACGUUGUCUAUAUGUAUCUCAAAACGUCGCACAAAACAACGUUGAUAAACAAGGAAACCUAAAGAUUUUGUGUGUGAAUGACAACAGCUAUAAUCUUGGUUGUAGUACCACUAUAAAUUCAAGUCCUGAACCAGUUUUACCUUUAGAACGACACGUGAAAAGAUACGAGGAAAUUAUUCAAAACAUUGACAAAGAAUUAACG
Molecule: messenger RNA, 582 nt
Organism: Paramuricea clavata
Lineage: Eukaryota; Metazoa; Cnidaria; Anthozoa; Malacalcyonacea; Plexauridae
Source: the annotation of a GenBank genome assembly